AUGUCGGCCGACAUGAAUGGAAUAGGAAGUCAUCAUACCCUCAUCUUUGAUGUGGUUAAAACUAACGAGGGAAACGGAUUCCAUAGAAACACUAGAAUUUUCAUGCCUCCUGAAAGCGGAUUCUACGUCUUUCCUAGGACUAUCAGAGUAAUGACAUAUUACUCAGUUGAGUUGCUGGUAAACAGAGAUGUAGUGGGCUCCACCUAUCAUAUUGAAAACUACAGCUUUGAUCAGGGUGGUGCGACUGUAGUUGUGUUCUGUAACACGGGUGAUGAUAUUUAUUUAAGAACAGGAGCAAAUUAUAAUGUUGGUCCCAUCACAAGUGAGGAGAGAGGAAGGAGUUCCUUUGCUGGAUGGAAAAUUUGA
This is a messenger RNA of Saccostrea cuccullata (small rock oyster), 366 nucleotides long. RefSeq lists its product as uncharacterized. Gene Ontology annotation, molecular function: protein binding. The record is from RefSeq and is a predicted model, not a curated record. Bases 1 to 366 code for a protein of 121 amino acids. The transcript has a single exon. Lineage: Eukaryota; Metazoa; Mollusca; Bivalvia; Ostreida; Ostreidae.